CUUUGAAGCAGGUUGAUUCAUGAUGGCCCUUGCAGCCCUGACCCAGGCCUUUAGAUCUCUUGCUCUAACUUCAACUCCACUGCUAACACAGCAUGUUCAUCCAGUGUCACUGCUUUCCUCACAGGUUGUGAAACAAACCUUGUGGCGUAGCCAGUUCUCCAUGGUUUCUUGCUGUCAGCUGUUGGUAUCUCAUCAGAGCCCAUUGUCAGGAACCUGUGCUUCGCAGAAAUGCCGGCCGUUUCAGACAUGUGUCAUUUCCUGCACUAACAAUCCUCUGUGGAAGCCACCUACCAAGUACACAAUCCGACCCAUUGGUAUGAAGAAGACUGGUGGUAGAGACCAUACAGGAAAAAUUCGAGUCCAUGGUAUUGGAGGAGGCCACAAGCGGCGGUAUCGUAUGAUUGAUUUCCACCGCUUAAGAUAUGAACCUGGAAAAGAAACUCAGGCAUUUGAAGAGAAAGUCAUUGAAGUCCGCUAUGACCCCUGCAGGUCUGCUGACAUAGCACUUGUAGCUGGUGGCAAUCGGAAACGGUGGAUCAUUGCUACUGAAAACAUGCAAAUUGGAGACAUCAUUAAGACUUCAGGACAUAUUGGAAGGAUGGCAGUUUCAGCCAAAGAAGGAGAUUCAUAUCCUCUUGGAGCUCUUCCUGUUGGAACACUUAUAAACAGCUUGGAAAUCGGUCCUGGAAAAGGAGCACAGUGUAUCCGAGCUGCAGGAACAUGUGGAGUGUUAUUAAGAAAAGUAAAUGGGACAGCAAUUGUACAACUGCCAUCCAAGAGACAGGUCCAGGUAAGUUUAAGAUAA
Messenger RNA from Protopterus annectens (West African lungfish), 805 nucleotides. RefSeq names its product mitochondrial ribosomal protein L2 (gene MRPL2). Lineage: Eukaryota; Metazoa; Chordata; Ceratodontiformes; Protopteridae. Gene Ontology annotation, cellular component: ribosome. Gene Ontology annotation, molecular function: RNA binding; structural constituent of ribosome. Gene Ontology annotation, biological process: cytoplasmic translation. The coding region runs from base 20 to 805 and encodes 261 amino acids. The transcript has 6 exons. The record is from RefSeq and is a predicted model, not a curated record.